AUGAGUUGCAUGAAGACUGCAGCAGCUAGCAGCCGCUCGGGUUUUGAAGCUCAACUCGAAAUCAACACACCUAAAGAGUCAUCUCGGGUUCCUUCUCUCCAAGCUCAAACCGACGACUCUCAAAGAAAUCUCUCUCACCUUUUGCUCCUUACAUCGAGUCCUCUUCUUGAUCUGAGUAACUCUGUUUUAGAUGAAGCCUUAAUCAACUACACCAACCAUCUAUAUAGAAGGCC
Molecule: messenger RNA, 233 nt
Organism: Dovyalis caffra
Lineage: Eukaryota; Viridiplantae; Streptophyta; Magnoliopsida; Malpighiales; Salicaceae
Source: the annotation of a GenBank genome assembly